AUGCAAACAGCUGCCACAUCACCAGAAACUCAUGUCGUUACAAUAACACCAACAUCAACAACCAUAACAUACCAUAAAUCGCACAAUCAGAAAACACAUCAGUUGGAGCAGAACGUGGAAGACUUAACUGAAACAAUAAAGACAUUGAAACAGUACCACACGAACAAACUCAACGAACUGAACAAGCUCAAGCAACAAGAGGUCAUUGAUCUCGAAAAGUCCUACAAUUCGAAGGUUCCACAUCAUCAAUUUCAAAGUUUUUCCAAUGAUGCAGUAGCAGAAAAAGCAAGGCGGGAUGUGGUGGCAGAGGCAGUUUUUGAAAUGGAAGAACGAAUGAAGAAUGAGAGGGAAGCAAUGGAGAAACAUUACAAGAAUAAUUUUCAAACUAUUAAUGAGAAGACUAAUGAUAAGAUAAGAUCUUUCACAAAGUCCUACAGAGAAAAAAUUGAAAGUUUAGAAAAGUCUCUGGAAGUGAUUAAUGAAGAUUACAAGAUGACUACCAUAUCACUAAAUGAAAGUUCUGACAUGUUAAUUAAAGCGAGGCGCGAAUUCGAGCAGAAGGAGCAAAGUUUUCUACAAAAAAUUAAAAGUUUGGAGAUAAGUAAUCAAAAUCUCAAAGAGUUGGCAGUUAAGAGGGACAACGAGAUUGAAGAGAACAGAUUACAAUUCCUCGAACAAGUGACCAGCAUUAAGAGCAUGUACGAGGUCAAACUUCAAGGAAUGAUACCAAAUCCCAUGGUCCAGGUAUUCAAGAUUUUAUCCAAAUCUGGGUCUCAUCUGAUAGACUACUUUAAUAUUAAGCGUGCAGUGUACGAUAAGUGA
Molecule: messenger RNA, 822 nt
Organism: Helobdella robusta
Lineage: Eukaryota; Metazoa; Annelida; Clitellata; Rhynchobdellida; Glossiphoniidae
Exons: 9
Coding region: 1-822 (273 amino acids)
Source: RefSeq, a predicted model, not a curated record